Messenger RNA from Mus musculus (house mouse), 3750 nucleotides. It is a transcript of the gene Ppp2r1b, whose product is annotated as protein phosphatase 2, regulatory subunit A, beta. The transcript is spliced from 14 exons. Bases 2330 to 3682 code for a protein of 450 amino acids. Gene Ontology annotation, biological process: positive regulation of extrinsic apoptotic signaling pathway in absence of ligand; apoptotic process involved in morphogenesis. Gene Ontology annotation, cellular component: membrane raft. The record is from RefSeq and is a predicted model, not a curated record. Lineage: Eukaryota; Metazoa; Chordata; Mammalia; Rodentia; Muridae.
UUGUAGCCUUGGUUCUAUAUAGAACAGGCUAGCUUUGAACUCAUAGAGAUCCUCCUGCCUCUGCCUCCAGAGUGCUGAGAUUAAAGGUAUGCAUCACUAUGCAGAUGAACUAGACCUUAAAGGAUGACUAGAAGCUGACCAGCUGACAAGGCAGGGCUGUCUGUUUAGGGGUUUAAGCACUGUGUAUUCAAUGCUGGCUCCCAUGGUUCCUAGCUCUACCUUGAUGGUUCUGUAGAACUCCAGACAUAGAUGGAGAAGAGGUAAGUGGACACUUGUAGAAAUCACAACAGAUUUAGAUACGGGUUGUCAUUUUUCCCUCAAAACGUGCCUCUUUUUGAGUCAUAUCACUAGCUACCUAGCUAUACAAGGCCAGCCUAGAAGAUAGCUUUGAUGUCAAAUUACGUCAGAGAAGUUGAAGCCUGGGCCUUUGCAUGCUAGGUGAGUGUUCCUUCACCGAGCUACAGCCCAGCAGAGGAAGGCCUCCUUAAAUCCUCUCCCCCUUCACGCCUAAGCUAUUAGUCUUGUCGACUGCAUCCAUCCCAGUUCAGUCUUCAUUUGUGCAUUCAUGGGCACUUGUGCCUGGCUAGUAGCAUUGUUGUGGGGCUUCUGUCCUUGGACUCGUUUGCUUCCUUGCAGUGAGUCAGAAAAACUCUUCUGCCACACUUUAUUACUGCCAUGUUGUUGUGCUGAGGCUCAUGUUGUUUCUUCUGGUAGCUAUUUGGAUUCACAGCAGUGAAAAACUCAUUAUAUAUACGCAUGUUCCUCUUGGUAACUUCAUUCCAUGCACAUUGGUCUUUCCUUAUAAGCCCAGGUCAUUGUUGCCCAGACGUUGGCUGUAGAUGUUAUCUUCAGAGAGAUGCUAUUUAGAGUUUUCUAUAGUGGAGUCCGUGUAAGUCGGACAACUCCAUUUUGUAUCUUGAGAGGCCUUGCCUGUCACAACCACCCCUUGCCCGUCACCCUGUUGUAAUUUGACAUCUCCCCCAUUAGAAUGUAGGCUCCCUUAGAGCAUCCUGUGUGUUCAUUCCUUCUGGAUCCUUGGCGUUACUGCACAGCAGUAUUCAUCGAUGGCUUGCAGCUGUGAAGCUUGUUGGGUUCAGAGCUGCGUGAGUGAAAAGCUAGGGCUGGUGACGCACUCACCAGGGCUCAGAGAAGGGCACUGGGAAUAGGCAGAAUUCAAAUGAAGGGACAACUCAUAAGGCAUUUGCCGGAGUUUGGCCAUCUCCGUGGUAGUGCUAGAAUAUGUUGCAGUAGGCAGGGGACAGAUCAUGAAAGACUGCCUAGUAAGAAGCCAUGUCUUUUCAGUGGACCUUUGACCCACCCUCUAGGAAAGCUACAAAGCUCUCUAUUUUUUUGAAUGGUAUUGAGCGGCACAUUUCUUCUCUUGGAGUCCUGAUCCUCUUUCCUGGUUAGCCUGCCGUGGAGUUCUGUUCUGAUCUCACAGCUUUAGCUUAUGCUGAGUCACCUGGGACCAAAUACAAAUGUUUAGAAGGGCAGCUAGAGGUUCAGAGAAGCAGCCUGUUUCUGCUGUCCACCAGGCUGCGUCACAUCGGCUUACUGACGAGCUCGACCUUGAACCUCUUUGUCUUUUAUGUCUCUGGAUCUGCAAGCUCACCCCCAUCUCUGCAUUUGUUUUUGACUGUUCUUUGGCUCAUGGAAAGAUUCUGAAUAUAUUUGGGGAAAAAAUGGUGUUGUAGUCAGCUUUUUAUUGGUUGGGAAAAUUGCGUUGCUUACACCUCCAGGAAUGGUAGGAUGGUGCAGGAAAGGGCAUGAACUCUGUAGCCUGGCAAGAGAUGAUCAGGCAGUGUGGCCCCCACGCUUGGCCAUAGUUUUGGACUUGUUCCUAAGGAAAUAGCACAUUUGUUUCUUGGUGUGGCUGCAUAUCAUUUAAACACCCCCUCCAAAUAAUAGUAAUUCUGUGUCAAGUCUCUUCCACAGUGUCAUUUGUAGACACCAUCUGGGAAUUGCCAUCUGGGACAUGCGAUCUUGGCUUUUCUACAGAAGUCGUGUCUUCAGGUUGGCCACACCAUAUGUUAUCACUGUGUGAAUUGAAAGUAACCAUUUGCCUCCUUUGGAAAGUUUGGCUACGGUGGAGGAGACUGUCGUUCGAGACAAGGCUGUGGAGUCGCUGAGGCAGAUCUCGCAGGAGCACACUCCUGUUGCCCUUGAAGCUCAUUUUGUGCCUCUGGUGAAGCGCCUGGCAAGCGGGGACUGGUUCACGUCGCGCACGUCUGCAUGUGGCUUGUUCAGCGUUUGCUAUCCCAGAGCUUCAAAUGCUGUCAAGGCAGAGAUUCGACAGCACUUCCGUUCUCUCUGCUCGGAUGAUACACCAAUGGUGCGACGUGCUGCUGCUUCCAAAUUGGGUGAAUUUGCAAAAGUUUUGGAAUUAGACAGUGUGAAAACUGAAAUUGUCCCAUUGUUCACGAAUUUGGCUUCAGAUGAACAGGACUCUGUGCGGCUGCUAGCUGUGGAAGCCUGCGUCAGCAUUGCCCAGUUACUGUCUCAGGAGGACCUGGAAGCCUUGGUAAUGCCUACACUUCGACAAGCAGCAGAAGAUAAGUCCUGGCGGGUUCGAUAUAUGGUGGCUGACAAGUUUUCAGAGCUCCAGAAAGCGGUGGGCCCUAAGAUUGCACUCAGCGACCUCAUCCCCGCCUUCCAGAGCCUCCUCCGAGACUGCGAAGCUGAAGUCCGAGCAGCCGCUGCCCACAAAGUAAGAGAGCUUUGUGAGAACCUGCCCGCUGAAGGUAGAGAGACUGUAAUUAUGAAUCAAAUCCUGCCCUAUAUAAAGGAAUUAGUGUCUGAUACCAACCAACAUGUCAAGUCAGCGCUAGCUUCUGUAAUUAUGGGAUUAUCUACAGUUUUGGGCAAAGAGAAUACCAUUGAACAUCUUCUGCCUCUAUUUUUAGCUCAGUUAAAGGACGAGUGUCCAGAAGUUCGUUUAAAUAUCAUCUCCAAUUUGGAUUGUGUGAAUGAAGUGAUUGGAAUCCGUCAGCUCUCUCAGUCUCUCCUUCCGGCCAUAGUGGAACUGGCUGAAGAUGCCAAGUGGAGGGUCCGCCUGGCUAUCAUUGAGUACAUGCCGCUGCUGGCUGGCCAGCUGGGUGUGGAGUUCUUUGAUGAAAAACUCAAUUCUUUGUGUAUGGCCUGGCUUGUGGAUCAUGUCUAUGCCAUUCGGGAGGCAGCCACCAACAACCUCAUGAAGUUAGUCCAGAAGUUCGGUACAGAGUGGGCCCAGAAUACCAUUGUCCCUAAAGUGUUGGUAAUGGCAAAUGACCCUAACUACUUACACAGAAUGACCACGCUCUUCUGCAUUAAUGCACUGUCUGAAGCCUGUGGUAAGGAAAUAACCACUAAGCAAAUGUUGCCCAUCGUGUUGAAAAUGGCAGGAGACCAGGUAGCAAAUGUCCGCUUCAAUGUGGCCAAAUCACUGCAGAAAAUUGGACCGAUUCUAGACACCAACGCCUUGCAGGGGGAAGUGAAGCCGGUGCUGCAGAAAUUGGGUCAGGACGAAGACAUGGAUGUCAAAUAUUUUGCACAGGAAGCUAUAAGUGUGGUGGCACAAAGGCUGAGGAAGCUAGAUUUUCCUGUGAAGGACAGUGAAGAGCCCAGCAUCCCUGGGGUUGACAAGAAUCUCUUCCUGAGACCCCGAGGGCCUGGAGAGGACACUGGGAAGCUGCGGAGUACCUAACCCACACAGUCCAUGGCAUCGGCCUCCUUGAAGGAAGAGGAUAUGGAAUGAGCAUGGCCACUCUUUCU